Molecule: messenger RNA, 6041 nt
Organism: Hemibagrus wyckioides
Lineage: Eukaryota; Metazoa; Chordata; Actinopteri; Siluriformes; Bagridae
Gene: phf3
Product: PHD finger protein 3
Exons: 16
Coding region: 213-5630 (1805 amino acids)
Biological process (GO): DNA-templated transcription
Cellular component (GO): nucleus
Source: RefSeq, a predicted model, not a curated record
GUGCUGGCUGAGGCGCGAGGUGGGCGUUAACGUGUGCUGCCUGAGCGCUGCACUGUAACGCGCACACGGCCUUGUUUAGCUCCAGCCUGCGCACUACAGCCGAGUUCACAACUUCAUGUUAGUAGCAGGCGGCAGGCAGCAGUGCGUUUUCGCACAACUCGGACGAAUGAAUCGCUGAAACCCUGAAAGCAGUCUUAACAGUGGAAGCAUUCAUGGAUAUAGUUGGCACAUUUAACCAUUUGAUUCCCAGUGACCAGUUGGAAGACUCGCUGCUCCUCGGCCAGAACUUGGAAUGCGAAGCAAGUGAUGAGUUUGCAUCGGGCCACAACCUGCCAGGAGACUCGCUCAAGAACAUGCUCAGUGACAAGGAUCCUAUGUUUGGAUCUGCCAGCUCACAGUUUCAUCUCUUGGAAAAUGAAGAUGCUAACUUUCAGCUCUCCAGCUCAUUAGACCAUGACAUGAAUGCUCCAGGCCUCAGCCAGACGUGUGCUGAUGGGGACGAGACUCCGGCCAAGUUUCCCAGAGGCAGGAGGAAAGGCGCCACUCAGCAACAGAGGAAACAAACCGCCAUUUCGUCUAGAGGCCGAGGUAGAGGUGGACAGACAAGGCGCCCAGGUCCAUUUAAAGGAGUUUCCUCUGAAGCGCUUAGCAAAAAAACUGCCCGGACAUCCGGAGUGAAGGAUGCCGAAGAACCAGGAUCCAGCAGCGCCUCAAUAACGGUGACGAACAUGGAGAAACGGGAAGCCUUGCUGAGCCGUCGGUUUAACAUCCAUGAAGUCGACCCAUCGAUGAAUCCUGUGGUCGUGUUGAGGCGUUUAACAGUCACAGUAGGGGGCUACAAAAUUGAACUGCUGCCUGGACCUUCUCACUCUUCUGGAUCAUUUAAUACAACCACUAUUCAGUCUCUGAGUUUCCAGGACGAUUGCAUGGCCACAGAAAGCAAUGGCUUUGAUCUGGGCCAGGCCCAGACUUUUGAAGUGCAUUCAACCCCAGAGGUUGUUGAAGAGCUAAAUGUCAUUGAACAUGGAUCUAAUGAAACGCCUAUGGAUUUAGGACCAUAUGUAAAUCCGAAUGAAGUGCAACACACUAAUGGUGCAACAGAAGUCACCACGGACACCAAAGCUGUUGAACAAAAUGAAGCAGAAAAGCCAGCGAAUGAUGACAAAUCAGAAACAAAAAAUGUCAAAACGGAUAAAAUCCCGGCUAAAAAGCUCCUGAAAGCCAAGCAGGCACUGGGUAUAACCAAAAACAAGCACCUUAGCAGAACAGGUAUCUUGCAGAAGGGGUCCAAGCUUCACAAACAACAAGAUAAAAAGGUGGAAAAAACCACAGCAGAAAAUCAACACCACACCAAAGCUAAGCCAAAUAGCAUAGGACUAAAACAGCCGGCCUUGUCUCUCAAACCCAAACAAGCAUUGAAACCACAAAAGGAGCAGGUCUGUGAUCCAGUGAAACACAAUGCCAGCCCUUCUGUUCCACGCUCUCCCCCAGUAAGCAGAAAGGUGUCCUCCGAUUCCAGUCCUGGUACUAAAAUAGUUGCGAAUAAAUCUCCUACUUCAGCAAAGAAGCCACAAAAUCCAUCACCAGCAGGGGUUAAACAGAGUCAGUCAGUGAAGGAUGGCCCAGCAGAGGAGGAACAUGAAAAAACAAAAAUCAAGAAACCCGAAAAGAUCUUGCAGAGACAGAGAAGCCGAAGCAGCAGAAGCAUAUCUAUAGAUGAACCCGAGUUGUUCAUCCCCGAUAAUGCUCCUGUGGUGAAGAAGGGGUCUGCAGAGGGGGAUCCUACACCUGCUUCUGAAAAUGAGACAGCAUGGGAUUCAAGCAAACAAUGUGGAUUAUGUAAUAAACCACAUAACAAUAGAUUUAUGGUAGGCUGUGGGCGCUGCGAUGACUGGUUCCAUGGCGACUGUAUAGGACUGGACCUGGCUAAAGUACAACAAAUGGAAAAGGAUGACCAGGAGUUCGUCUGUCUGAAAUGCUGUGCUGAUGAAGGUGGGAAAGGCAACACCGAGAAUACAGACAGCAAUUCAGCACCAGAUCAGAAACAGGGACCCGAAGCAUCAGUCACGGCCGGUGGAAUCCGGCCCUUUAGGAAGGACUCAGGAGAGAGACGGUCAUCAGUAGAUUCAGCGCUAAAAUCUGGGUCAGCUGUGAAGCAUGAGGUGAAGAAGGCUAAGAUUUCUCUUCCAAGCUUAAAGAAACCAUCCACUGGACAAAUCAGGAGGAGUGUCCGGGACUCACUAGAGGAGAUUCUUCUGAAAAGGCUGAAGGAAUCAGACUUAAAGGUUUCAAAAGAGAAGCCAGCUGAAUUGGCUAAAGGGACAGAAAAAGCGCUUUUUGCCCUCUUCCAAGGUGUCGACAGCAAAUACAAGAACAAAUACCGAAGCUUGAUGUUCAAUCUCAAAGACACGAAGAAUAACGUGUUAUUCAAACGUGUUCUCAAGGGGGAGAUUCCUCCUAGAGAUUUAGUCCGUAUGAGUGCAGAAGAACUAGCCUCCAAGGAACUGGCUGCUUGGCGACAGCGAGAGAAUCGACAUACAAUUGAAAUGAUUGAGAAAGAACAGCGGGAAGCAGAGAGACGACCAGUCACCAAAAUCACACACAAAGGGGAGAUUGAAAUUGAGAAUCAGGAACCUGCAAAAGCCCCCGAGGCCUUACCUGAACCUGUCCCUAACAUUGUUGAGGUGUCUGAGGAAAAAACUCCAGAAUCAAAGGCAGAAAGCCCCAAGAAAGCUAAAGACACAACAAGCUUGCACAAAUCUCAUCUUUUUGAUCUUUACUGCAAGAUCUGCACAGGCCGAAUGGCUCCACCAGUGGAGGAGGCAACCACUAAGGCUGUCAAAGUGGCCACAACUGUAAUUAGAAGGCAGUCUACAGUUACAGAAGGAGAAAGCCAUGAACCCACACCCAUAUCCCCACCUAUUGCACCCUCAGCCCUGGUGGAUGACUUGUCUCUGAGAGCGAUGGAAGAAGGCCUUCUUAACUUCCCUGCUUAUGAGUCAAGGUUGGAAAGCGCAAGCAAUAAAGAAGAUACAGUUGCAUUCCUCUCUGGUUUAGAAACACUAUGGAAUGGAUAUAUAGACAUGCCAUCUGUAGCUCGGUACCUUACAAAAGCUUACCCAGUCUCUGGAAUAUUGGACCACCUAACUGAGGAUCUGCCAGACACAAUCCAGGUUGGUGGACGGAUCUCUCCCCAAACAGUCUGGGACUACGUGGAGAAAAUCCGAGCAUCCGGUACAAAGGAAAUAUGUGUAAUUCGCUUCACCCCAGACACGGAGGAAGAUGAGAUCUCAUACACUUUGCUGUAUGCCUAUUUCAGUAGUCGCAGGCGAUAUGGUGUUGUUGCUAACAACCGCAAACAAGUUAAAGACAUGUAUCUCAUCCCUCUUGGGUCCACUGAGAAAAUCCCACAUCAGAUUGUUCCGUUUGAUGGCCCAGGCUUAGAGACUAACCGACCAAACCUGCUCCUGGGACUAAUUAUUCGCCAGAGGCCUAAAAGGGACUUUGUGGUCCUCCUGCCAAGUGUGGCUAGUGAACCUCCAAGUUUCUUGGUGGAGACCAAACCCCAGGUAGACCCUGUCCAGAAAGUUGUGGUGGCCCGAGCUGAAGAAAGAGACUUUGUAAGCAGUCUUGGGAGGAUACAGAAAAAGGAAAGUGUAAAUCUUAGCAAAUCCACAGUGACUGAAGCUCGGUUAGAUAUCGAGGAUGAGGAAAAUGUCUCGCUGCGUUUCCUCCCGGGCGUGCUAAAGCAGCCCAUAUCAGAGAAGGCUAAACCAGCGGAUGAUGAAGUGGGGAACAUGACCAGUGGUGCAGUCAGUCAGACAUCUAGCUCUGAUGGGGACACCUCAGGACAUGUCACUCCUAAAACACCCACUACCCCUAGACUAGAACGUUUCAUCAUCAAAAAGAAAGAUUCAAAAGCUGUCGAGAUGAAACAAGAACCAUCCAGCUCAAAUGCAGAGAUCAUGAUUUCACAAGGAAAGGAAAAAGAAGGUGGGCCACAGAGUGGAGUUCUGUUAUCUUUAAAGGAUAAACCAGGAGAUGUAUCAACAGAGACUUUCCUCUCUAGCCUUUCCACAGUACAGCCUAGGACUGAACAUAACAGCACCGAAACUAAAAGAGAUACCACAUCACCAAGCACACAGCCCAUACAAGGCAUAAACCUAACUCUGGUAUCCAAGUCAUCAACAGAUGCCACUAAAGAUACCACUGAAGAUGUUUCCAAGCACAAAACUGUGGAAAUUCCAACAAAGGCAUUAAAACCAUCCACAAUUGCCAUUUUGAAAAAGAUUGAUCAAGCAGAACCUGUUAAUACCAAGCAGCUGUCUUUAAAUAAAGACAUACCACAACCUAAAGUCACCCAGUCUACACUUUCAGACCAGUCAUCAGUUACCCAGCCUGCACCAUCAGACCAGUCAUCAGUUACCCAGCCUGCACCUUCAGACCAGUCAUCAGUUACCCAGCCUGCACCUUCAGACCAGUCAUCAGUUACCCAGUCUGCACCUUCAGACCAAUCACCGGUUUCCUGGUCUGCACCUUCAGACCAGUCACCGGUUUCCCGGUCUGCACCUUCAGACCAGUCACCGGUUUCCCGGUCUGCACCUUCAGACCAGUCAUCGGUUUCCCGGUCUGCGCCUUCAGACCAGUCACCGGUUUCCCGGUCUGCGCCUUCAGACCAGUCACCGGUUUCCCGGUCUGCGCCUUCAGACCAGUCACCGGUUUCCCGGUCUGCGCCUUCACAACCACCAUCAACAACAGAGUCUGGACAUCCACCGUCAGAGUUUAAAGCUGUUGGAGAUAUCCAUACCAUCGCCACUAUUUCCUUGUCUGGAAAAAAUGAAGGUCUCAAGCAGUCAAGACGUCUUUUAAGCCCCACUCCUUUUAAUACUGCAAGUCAUGGGCCUCCGCCAGCAACAUUUCCUCCUUAUCACACUGCACCAGUUGACCAUGCGUACCACCCUGGACCAGUGCCCACCUACCCGCCGCAGUCUAACCCUGCACCGUUUAUUCCCCUGCAUCAGCAAGCCCCUCCACUGUUUAACUACCCUCCACCCCCACUUCCCCCAAUGAUAUUCCCCCCGAAUGAUCCGCAAAAUCAAAUGCAUGCCCCACCUUGGGCUCAGGCAGUGCCUCCUCCGGCCUGUUUUCCACAGGCUGUCCCAGAGCCAGUCGCUGGGCCCCCACAGUCAUAUACAACCCCAAGAUUCCCCGAUUCCCCCAUGUUGAAUCCACCACUCUUGAACAAGAGUGAUCAAGGCUCUGAGCUAUGGGACAGGAAGUCCAGGCCAUUGGCUGAUCCCUUCAAAAAGGAUGACCGAGACCACUAUGGGAGGUACAGGCACAAGAGCCAACACUAUGAGCGAGAGAGGCACAAGGCCAGGAGCCGGAGUCGGACUCGGAGCCGGAGCCGAAGCCGAAGCAAGAGCAGGAGUCGCAGCAGGAGUCGAAGCCGGAGCAGGCACAGACACAAGUCCAAACACUCGCGAGAGGACAGGCAUGGGGAGAAGAGGAAAGAGAGACAUCACAGUAGUCACCACAGGGACAGAGACAGGGACAGGGACAGGGACAAACACAGGCGGGACUCUGAUCAUGAAAAACACCGGAGAGACUCGAGAGAUGGGCAUUCAUGAUCAACCUAGAUACACCUAUUCAACAUCAUUGACCAGACGUUUCAUCUUUUAGAUGACAUCUAAAAGACGCUUUUACGAGUGUAAUUUUACAUUUUUAGUUAGUUUGGAUUCAAUUUCAUUGUUUUAAAGUUUAAUUAACAUACAAAGCGGAAGUCUCAGUCAGAACCAGGUUUUCAUGUUAUGAGUUAAAAAUUAAUGCCAAGAAAAAGAAAAAAAAAAUUCUUCUGCAUUUUUAAAAUAUCUUACAUUUUUCUAUUUGCAUUGGAUAACAAUGUGUCUGUACAUUUUGGCUUCUCAAACAGUAGAGAUAACAUGCUCUCUGCACAUUGUGUUUAUGUACAGUUCAUAAAAUCUUUUUAUUGUUGAUUAAAUAAGAAUAAAACAAUCUUUAUUAAAAACCCUGGGAAAGAA